AUGAAGACUUCCACAAGACCACCGCUUGUCUCAUCUCAUUCUCAUCCACAUCCCUCUCGCCAUUCCCAGGCGAAUAUGCAAGCCUUCCGCGCUAACAGGUCAACAACAACGCCUGUGGCGUCACCUCGCAUGCCUCAUUCCGUCGGUCAACCUUAUCCUCCUCCUAAUGCCAAAAUACCGCCUGCCGUUGCAAACGUUCGACCGCCAAGUCCUAAUUACUUUGGCCUAAAUGUGGAUCAUUCAACUGCUGGUACCCAAGACUCAGCUAUUGCUCCUCUCGAUCAUUGGAGUCCUCCCAGUUCAUCUAUUAAGUCAUUCGGUGCCGCAAUACCAAAGCAGCUUCCCCUCGACGCCAAUCCCGAAUUUGAAGCCUUUAGACGUCAGGUCGAUGCAAAUCGGACUGGGGGUUUUAAUCUCGGCAAUGCCUAUUUUGCAAACGCCCAGUCACCUUUAUUAGCAAGGCCUAGGCCGCCGCGUUUAGUGACCAAUCAUAGUGACAGCGCUUCUGAGGUAUCUAGUUCUAGAUCGUUUACUGGAAGGAAUUUGGAUGGUGCCAACAGUCGCAUGGAUGUUGAUACGGAUAGUCUGAACGACUCUGCGUAUGUAUCAUCAGAUUCAAAGAGGAACUCGGAGGUGUCACUGAAUCUGCCAUCGUUUAGCAACCUGCCCCGUUUUGAGUCUCCUGCUCAUGCUGACUCUCCUUUUGAGCCUUUGCGUAGGACCACAUUGUCCAAGAUUGAUGAUCGACAUCCACGACUAUCCCUUCCUCAUGAGAGGUGGGAGCAAUCGAUGGAGAACAUGAAGCCACGUGCUGAGACCCUGCCGACGACACUGGAAAGUGGUCCGGGCCUAAUUUUGCCGAGUAAUCUCAAGGAAAUGCUCCAGAAUAUGCCGGAAAAUGACUAUCUAUUAUUGGAUGUCCGGGUAUCUACUCAAUAUGCCCAAUCGCGAAUCCGUGGUGCUUUGAAUCUUUGUAUUCCGACAACUUUGUUGAAGCGGGCCACGUUCAAUCUCGAGAAGUUGCAGCAAACUCUCCAGCUUGAAGAGGACCAACAAAAGUUUGCGCAGUGGGCAAGUGUGAAGUAUCUUAUCGUAUACGACGGCUUUUCGACCGAGAAGCGAGAUGCUGUGUCGGCUAUGAAUAUGUUCAAGAAGUUCGUGAAUCAAGGCUUUAAUGGAAAUACGCUCCUAUUAAAGGGGGGAUUUCAAGCCUUUGCGACCGAAUAUCCUGCGUUCAUUGAUUACCAGUCAGCCUCCGGACGGCCCGGUACUUCAACUUCACCGGAUAGCGGGCGACCGAGUUUUGCCCCCGUGAUUGGUGGCGUGAUGCUCCCUUCUGGCGCCAACAAUCCCAAUCCAUUCUUCAGCAACAUACGGCAGAAUAUGGAUCUAGCUGAUGGUGUCGGACAAAUGGACAUCUCGGUUCCAGCCAAUCUAGAUGCCACCAACCUUCCAUAUUGGCUCCAGGAUGUUACCAGACCCUCAGAUCACGGCAAAAAGGCUUCUGAAAGAUUUUUGCAGAUAGAGCGCAGCGAACAAUCUCGUAUGCGUGAAGCUUAUGCGUCAUUCAAUACAUCUGCGCCCCUAACUGGGAAAUCUGGGGGAGUCCGCCUAUCGGGAGUGGAAAAGGGAGGCAAGAACCGUUACAAGGAUAUUCUCCCCUUUGAGCAUGCUCGUGUUCAUCUGGCCGGUCGAGUGGAGGGUAGCUGCGAUUACAUCAACGCCAGCCACGUUCAGGCAUCGCGCAGUCACAAGCGUUAUAUUGCGUCGCAGGGACCUUUGCCAGCUACUUUCGAUGAUUUCUGGUCGGUGAUUUGGGACCAAGACGUUCGUGUUAUCGUCAUGUUGACGGCGGAAUCGGAAGGUGGUCAGCUCAAGUGUCAUCCGUACUGGCAAAAGAACGAAUUCGGGUCGAUCAAACUCAGGCCAAUAUCUGAAAAGAAAGUAUCGUUAGAUAUCGACAAGCAUCGAUCGGCUACUGGAACCGCGUCAUCUGCAGCUAACACAGCAGAUGCCGGGCGACGCCGUGCUAACACCACAACCACGCUUAACGCGGCCCAAAACGCUCAACCUCCUCAACCACAGUCAGAUGCCCAUUAUGUCAUUGUUCGAAAGUUUGCGCUGUCGCAUGCUGCCCAUCCAUUCUCCCCCAUACGAGAGAUCACCCAACUUCAGUAUCCGUCAUGGCCCGAUUUCGGAGCACCUGCGCAACCGUCACACCUGCUCGCUCUCGUUGAAUUAACGAACAUAAUGCAGCGUGCGGCCUUGCCUGUGGACGCGAAUUCGAUUGCUGCGUCAGUUGCUACUGACAAUCCAGCGGCCAUGGGGUGGUACGACGAUCCUGAAUCGGAUACAGAUGCUAGACCAAUUCUUGUACACUGCUCAGCUGGAUGUGGCCGUACUGGCACGUUCUGUACCGUCGAUAGUGUCAUUGAUAUGCUAAAACGACAACGCAUGGCCGCUAUCAACCGACCCGAUGCUGAUGGGGAUGUAAGCAUGAGCGAAGGUUCUUCUAAUCGCCGUCGAAGUGUUGUCCUUAGUGGACCCAACCUUGGGCAGAGCAAGAUCGGAGCCAAGGAAAUAGACACCAGCUGGCUCACGGACACAAAUCUCGACCUAGUUGAGACGACUGUGGAGGACUUUAGACGACAAAGAAUAAGCAUGGUUCAAAGUCUAAGGCAAUUUGUCCUCUGUUACGAGACUGUGGUAGAAUGGGUUUGUAGAUACCAGGAGAGACAUAACAGCACUCUCGGUGGCAGGGGACGACCACGAAGCGAGACUCUAGACGCCAGGAGAUAA
Messenger RNA from Hypoxylon fragiforme, 2799 nucleotides. RefSeq lists its product as uncharacterized. The transcript is spliced from 2 exons. Gene Ontology annotation, biological process: protein dephosphorylation. NCBI's taxonomy places the organism in Eukaryota, Fungi, Ascomycota, Sordariomycetes, Xylariales, Hypoxylaceae. The coding region runs from base 1 to 2799 and encodes 932 amino acids. Gene Ontology annotation, molecular function: protein tyrosine phosphatase activity. The record is from RefSeq and is a predicted model, not a curated record.